Messenger RNA from Belonocnema kinseyi, 1506 nucleotides. RefSeq lists its product as uncharacterized. NCBI's taxonomy places the organism in Eukaryota, Metazoa, Arthropoda, Insecta, Hymenoptera, Cynipidae. The record is from RefSeq and is a predicted model, not a curated record. The coding region runs from base 131 to 1192 and encodes 353 amino acids. The transcript has 4 exons.
AAACAAAUAGGAUUUACGUGGAAUAUAUAGUGGACACUAAAAAGAACAAACAAAAGGCCCUUUUGGAAAAAAUCGGUCCCGAAACUUUACCGAAAGAAACAGCGAUCGAGAAAGAAAGAGAGGAAAGACAAUGACCAACGAACAGUCGAGGGCUGUUUCAUUUGCCAAUAGUUAUUUCACUCUCGUGGAUGGACUUGCUUCCGGAUUGGAAGAUUAUUUAGUUGGUGAUGUGAUUCUGGAUUGGUUCGGUCGUACCGUGAGAGGAAAAAGAAAUGUCAAUACAUUUAUGAAGGCCCAUAAAGUUAACUCGAGGCAUAUUUUCAACAAUAUUGUCCCAACAGAAACUAUUGGUUAUCGAAAAUACAAUUUGAAUCGGAAAACCAUAAAUUUACUGACAAACGCACAGCAAAACAUGAACGAAAAUGUGAAACAUUCAUUGAAUUCAUUGCAAACAACUGACAAUGAAGGAAAUUUUCUGAAUGAGGAAGAAGGCGUUUCCUAUGAACUCGGUAAUAAUGAUCUUAAUGGUCUCGGUAAACGCGAGAUCACACCGACAAUCGUCAACGAAAUAGAGUGGAAUAUCGAAAAAAUGAAGAAACUAAAAUUCGAAAAUGAAAUUAUGGAAAGGAAGGUCGAAAAAAAUUUUGCUCAGGCUGAUGGACCUGGGGAAAUUGAGGUACAAACGAAAAGAGUCAAAUUCGUUGAGGCCACUGGAGAAAUGCAUUUGUGGAGAAAUUGUAUAGAAGCCUAUGAUACCAUUCCAUCAUCCUACAUUUGGAAACGACCCUGUAAACUUCAAAUCGCUUACUCUCUCAUUAAAUCCCAUUCACCUGAUAAUUCCACGAAUUUAAACACUCAUCCAAAGAUGAAAUCUGCCAUUUCCGAAUUCCAGAGGAAAAAAAAACUGCCGAGUCUCAAAGAGAUUAGUGAGUUGAAUGAUCGCUUGAUACCAAACAUCAACAAUUUCGGCGGUUACUUUAGGCAGAUGAAUUUUUCAGAAGACAGAGAUAAUUUUCUAAAGUUCUUUGGUGAUGAGUUGGCCGCGAGUGAAUCACAAUUUCUCCGAUAUGUCCCGAAAUAUGUGGCUAAUCGACUCGUUUUUCACAAAAAGAUAUUUGAAGGCUGCGAUAAGCCGAAUUUUGUCUUUAAUUAUCAGAUCCACAUGAUAAUUUAUGAGGGCGAAAAGAUUUAAAUUGAAAUUUGUUAGAGAAAUUCGAUGAAUUUCCAAUCUUUUCUUACUCAGAGGAUCUAUUUUUUCAAUAAUUAUUCAAAUUAAUAUUUUUUUUACAAGAAGAAAUGUAGUGAGAUUAAGAGUAUUUAUAAUUAAUAAAUGGUUUAUUAAAAAUAUUACUUACUUGAUAGGCCGCUUGGAGCUCCUUGCAAGAUAUUCAAGUAGUCAUCGAUUGAUUCCAAUGUAUUUAGUCGCCUGGCGAUCUCCAGCGACUUCUGAUUAUAAAAAAUUAAAAGCCGUUAGCAAAAAUAUACACUACUACUGUCCAGGUAAAA